Oreochromis niloticus (Nile tilapia) is the source of this 1716-nucleotide messenger RNA. Its product is annotated as peptidyl-prolyl cis-trans isomerase A. Bases 111 to 707 code for a protein of 198 amino acids. The record is from RefSeq and is a predicted model, not a curated record. Gene Ontology annotation, molecular function: cyclosporin A binding; peptidyl-prolyl cis-trans isomerase activity. The transcript is spliced from 6 exons. Gene Ontology annotation, biological process: protein folding; protein peptidyl-prolyl isomerization. Gene Ontology annotation, cellular component: cytoplasm. NCBI's taxonomy places the organism in Eukaryota, Metazoa, Chordata, Actinopteri, Cichliformes, Cichlidae.
AAAACAGGUGUUCUAAGCGACAUUAAUUAGACUAUCCGGUUCUCUAUGCAAACGCUUAUCUUCGUAUUUUUAAGCUGGCUCUGGGUGGUUGAAUGCAGUAGCUACACAACAUGACUUUUAUUAGGAUGCUGCUUUUACCAAACAGGAAGAAAUUCUGUUCUGUGGCGUUUACGGCCGCACGUUUGUGCAGCAGCUGCCCACCAGCUGCGCGCAAAAACCCGGUGGUUUACUUUGAUAUUUCUGCUGACAACGAACCGCUCGGCAGAAUUAGCUUUGAGCUUAAUGCAGACGUAGUGCCAAAAACAGCAGAAAACUUCAGAGCGCUCUGUACAGGAGAACAUGGCUUUGGCUACAAGGGAUCCGUUUUCUUCAGGGUAAUACCUCAGUUUAUAUGUCAGGGUGGAGAUAUUAUUUAUAACUUUGGAGGUGGUGAUAAGUCUAUCUACGGAAAGAAUUUUCCCGAUGAGAACUUCAAGCUGAAGCACACUGGACCAGGUAUCCUGUCCAUGGCCAAUGCCGGACCAAACACCAAUGGAUCCCAGUUCUUUAUCUGCACCACUAAAACAGAUUGGUUGGAUGGCAAGCAUGUUGUCUUUGGAAAAGUAAAGGAGGGAAUGGAUGUGGUCAAGAUAAUGGAGUCUUUUGGUUCCAAGACCGGGUACACUUCAAAGAAGAUCACGAUCACGGACUGUGGAGAGCUCAAGUAGAUUUAAUGUGGAUAUGUUCAUUGUCGAAUCUCAUUUCCUGGUGAAUUUCAAUAGGAUGGCCAAAGUGAAAGAGGUUUGCCUAGAGUGCUUCCUCUUUUGCUGAGUGUAGAUAAAUGUAGCACUUCUUAGUUUUCUGUUUCAAUGCCAUUUUAUGGGUUUUUUGCAUGGAAAGCUACAUUCCUAGCUUUUCAUUUUCAGUAUGAAGUAAGUAGCGCUGGUACAAGUGCUUUUAAGAGAUUGGGGUAAAAUGUAAUUUCUGCCAGUGGGACACUACUUCCAGCUGCAAAUUAAAAUUUGCAUGGACAUAAAACUGAAUGCACCCGCAUUCCAAUCAGUUUGCGAGGUGUUCAGCUGGUCCUCAGUUUGAGAACAGGGUGGGAUGCACAUUCUGGGGGGUUACAUCAGGAAAGGGCAUCUGGUGUUUAAAAAAAAGUCUGCCAAAUCAGAUAUUGACACUAUAGCAUCAACUGAGAGAAGAUUUUUUAUCUCUCUGCCUAUAAAAUGACCAGCUUUAUCACACUUUUGUACUUGGUAAUGUUCUGGUGGCUGCUCUUUGAAAUUAACAAAAUAAAAUAAAAUCUAGCAUUUACAAACUAACUGUCCAAAGCUUUGCUGCUCCCCAGCUCUACUGCUGAUAUCGUCCAAUAUUUGCAGGUUUGCAGUUUUAUGCACAGGGCUAGAGAUCAGUGAAUUAGCUAAAGAUCCCUAUUCUGAUAUUUGUGUGUACAUUCUGCAUAUAGCAUGAUGCGUGUAUAACAUUUGGUUACAUUUUUUUUUUUAAUCUGAAAGGUAUUCUGCCAGUAUGUGGAAUCAGCACAGUUUGCAUGUUUAUGUUUUCAGAUUAUUGACACAGCUGCAGUUUUAUAUUUAGCAAAGCAAGACAAUUCAAUGAACUGCCCAGUAGGAGCUGUGUUGUCACUUGUUAAAAUUAGAGGGAUACUCAAAUGUUAAAGAUCAAGGUUUGCACCAAUGACUGUUGGUUUGCACACAGUGACAGCAACACAUUCAU